UAUAAACAAACAAAACAUUAGAUAACAAACACUGCAAUCAAAUUCAAUAUACAAAACAAUGUUUGGUUGUCUGCGAUCACUAAUACUACCGACGACUGUAUCGGCGACCAAAACAGCGGUCACUUGUUGUCUCAAGAGGCAGAUUGUCGGCCAUCGUAAACACUCGGCGUUGUUGAUUGCCUGUUGCGGCCAACGCCGUCAGUUGACUAACGGCGGUUGGAUCGGCGGCGACCAAUACGAAGUGGUCGAACCGCACGAAUGGACACCACAUCGGCGACACUUUGCAGCCGAUAUUCAGCGGCCAGAUUAUGCCGAUACGGGUGUGGUAGCUGCCAAAGAUCCGAACGUUUUGAUCAAAUCGAAAGCCGAACUGAUCGGUAUCGCCGAAGCGUGCAAAGUGGCCAAAACUAUACUCAACGAAGUUGGUCAACAAUUAACGGUUGGCGUUACCGGCGAAGACAUCGAUGACAUGGUUUACGAUCUUUGCCAAAAAUAUCGAUGCUAUCCAUCGCCACUGAACUAUAACGGCUUUCCAAAGUGUGUGACCACAUCGGUAAACAAUGUGGCCGUUCAUGGUAUACCCGAUCGGCGGGAACUGGUGGCCGGCGAUGUUAUUACAGUUGAUGUUAGUGUCUAUUAUAAAGGUUUUCACGGAGACUGUGCCCAUACGUACCCGAUCGGCGACUAUGUGUCGGACAGUACUUACCAUUUGAUAAACGUUGGCCAACUGGCACUGUACGAAGCUAUCAACGUUUGCCGCGACGGUGUAAAACUAUCGGCAAUCGGGCGUACCAUCGAAUCGCUAGCUAAAGAGUACGGCUAUUCGGUAAUCGGCGAUUUUUGCGGUCACGGCAUUGGCCGCCAGCUGCACGAACUGCCGCAAGUGUUGCACAUCGAUCAUCCAUCUAGUUUUACCCUAAAAGAAAACAUGUGUAUAACUAUCGAACCGGUUAUUACCGAAGGUUCCGACAAAGUGGCCACCGAUUCGCAAGAUGGCUGGUCAGUGUUGACUGUAGACAAUCGCCGUACCGUACAGUUCGAGCACACCAUUUGUAUUACACGAGACGGGGCUAUCAUUUUGACCGAAAUUGAUUGAAACUAUUCAUUGUCUUAUAUUUGUAUAUAAAUUUGUUUGUUAGUUAAAACUAUACUUUAAUUAUCAAUGCAUUCAAUUUACAGUAGUUUUAUAUACACUAUAUUAUUAUUAAUCAUUAAAUUAAAAAAAUUAA
Molecule: messenger RNA, 1229 nt
Organism: Oppia nitens
Lineage: Eukaryota; Metazoa; Arthropoda; Arachnida; Sarcoptiformes; Oppiidae
Product: methionine aminopeptidase 1D, mitochondrial-like
Exons: 4
Coding region: 59-1096 (345 amino acids)
Biological process (GO): proteolysis
Molecular function (GO): metalloaminopeptidase activity
Source: RefSeq, a predicted model, not a curated record